AUGGCCGACAAGCCAGUAGUCCUAAGAACUUCUCAGUUCAACGACAACUGGUCUGAACAAUUUGGAAGCCAUUGCACUGAUUAUGUCCAGCUGGCCUUUAUCACUUCUUGUCUCUUUAUUUUUGUGGGAGGUAUCAUUAUCAUCUUGAUGGUCAGAGUAAUCCGAUACACAUUACAUAGGUGCUUCUCUAGAUAUUCCAUUCAAUUUCAGGUAAGUUUGUUUACCAAUAAGAUGAAAUUGCUGAGUUUCUGGAAAGGAAAGUUUCAAGACAGGGUGGUAAUGAUGAUCUCAGCUCAGACAUCUAUAGGCCGUAUUCUGGUAAUACUGGUGUUCCUAUUUAGUAUUGGGUCACUCAUCAUUUACUUCAUCAACUGUUACAGUGUUAAAGAGUUUUGUCUCGCCUUUGAAGACCAGACAAUUGUGAUCGAUCUAUUCUUUAAUUUAUUUUUUCUUCUGCAUUUUGGAUUGCGGUUUUUGGCAGCAAGUGACAAGCUAACAUUCUGGUUGGAGCUUAAUUCCAUUGUGGAUUUCUUCACCAUAACUCCAGUCUGUAUAGCCUUCUAUCUAGGAAAAAAUUGGCUUGGUUUACGCUUCUUAAAAGCACUGAGAUUGAUGGAACUUCCCAAAAUUUUGCAAUUCCUCCAAAUCACUACUAGUGGUACUGCAAUCAAGCUGUCCAAACUUCUUGCUGUAUUUGUCAGUACCUGGCUCACAGCUGCAGGAUUUCUUCACUGGAUUGAGAAUUCUGGAGAUCCCUGGGUAUAUCACAGCAAUCAUCAAACCUUGACUUACUUUGAAUGCUUAUAUUUGAUCAUGGUAACUAUGUCUACAGUUGGAUAUGGAGAUGUAGUGGUCCAAACCACCAUAGGACGUGUGUUCAUACUUUUCUUCAUUGUUGCUGGUCUGAUCCUCUUUGCAAAUUUGGUGCCUGAGAUAGUAGACAUUGUUGGAAGCAGAAGAGUCUACAUGGGUUCCUAUUUAUAUGUGAAAGGCAGAAAGUUUAUUGUUGUUUGUGGCAAUAUCACUCUGAGCAGUGUGACUGCUUUCUUAAGUGACUUCCUAGCUCAGGACAAAGGAGACAUUGCCAGUGAGAUAGUCUUUCUGGGAGAAAAUCCUCCCUCUCUGGAACUAGAAACUGUAUUCAGAUGUUACACUGCAUAUACCAGUUUCUUCCAAGGUUCUGUCAUGAAUAAUAAGGAUCUUCUGAGAGUUAACAUGGGUAAAGCUGAAGCAUGCCUCAUUUUAGCUGAUAUAUGUUCUACUGAUCCUUAUACAGAGGAUAUUUCCAACAUUAUGAGGGUACUGUAUCUCAAGAAUCAUUUUCCAAACACCAGAGUUAUAAUACAAAUCAUCCAGUCUUCUAACAAGGUUUACUUGCCAAAACUGCCUGGAUGGGACUGGAGAAAAGGCGAUAGUAUAAUCUGCUUUGCUGAACUUAAGCUUGGAUUAAUAGCUCAGAGUUGUGUGGUGCCAGGUUUGUCCACACUGUUGACCAGCUUGUUCAUUAGAGAAGAUAUCAAGCAUAUGGAUAUUUGGAUUAAGCACCAGCAUGAAAUAGAAGGCCAAAACUAUAAAGUGAUGACUCAGCUUCUUUCCAAUGAUUUUGUUGGCAUGUCCUUCAAAGAUGUUUGUCGACUCUGCUUUCUGAAGCUGGAUCUCAUACUUCUUGCUAUUGAUUUUCGAUCUGGAAAACAAGGAAACAGCAUCCUGAUCAACCCACCUUCUGCAAUUAAACUCCAUUACAACACAUUGGGCUUUUUCAUUGCUGCCUCUGCCCAGGAACUGAAAAGAGCUUAUUAUUAUUGUACACAAUGCCACAGUGGGAUCCCCAAUCCUGAGCUCAUUGUGAAAUGUCAUUGCAAAAGAAAAAGUGUGAAAAAACCAAUCCCAGAUCCUGAAAACACAUCAAGCAUGCACAGUUUGAGACGUUCAGAUGAAGCUAUAGUACAUUCACGAUCCCUUGGAAUUCUCUCCUUCUUGGAUUUUUUCCCCAGACAUUCAGAAGAAGAAGAAGAAAUUGAUAGUUGCUCAUUGGAUGCUACAAGAAUGUUUCAUUGGUGUGAAGCUGUCCCUUUUGAAAUGGCACUCUUGAAAUCCAAAAAGAAGUUUUUCAGUGACUUACGUGAUCAUAUUAUAGUCUGUGUUUUUGGAGAUGCCACUUCAACCAUGAUUGGAUUACGGAACUUUGUAAUGCCACUGCGAGCUAGCAACUAUGCAUUCAGUGAGUUGAAGGACAUCGUCUUUGUUGGCUGCAUUGAAUACCUUGAGCGGGAAUGGGAAUUCAUCAACAAUUUUCCAAAACUUCACUUAUUGAAGGGCAGUGGACUAUCUUGUUCAGAUCUCAAGGCAGCUGGCAUCCAGUACUGCAGCAUGUGUGCCGUUCUCUCAGCCAAUGUCAGUGAUGCCAGUGAUCAAACUCUAGUGGAUACCAAACCUAUCUUGGCUACCCUGAAUAUACGUUUCUUGCAGUUCAAGCAAACUUCAUUGACAGAGGACUUUAGGUGUUUUAAAACUCCCUUUCAGGAUGAAGCAGAGAUUCAAUCUUCAAACUUCUUCAAAUUGCCCCAGAAAUGUCUACGUCUCUCCCUUCCUGAUAACUUUCCUGAUUUUAGUAAAAAGCAAAAGGAUAUUCUUAAGGGAUUCAAUGAAGAUUCAAUUGGAGUUCAAUCACGCACUUUUUCCAAACGGAUCUCUGUCAUCACUGAGCUUAAGGUAGCUGCAAAUGCACAAUUCUUUCAACAGAGUGGAAUGGAAAACUCUGACAAAUCAAACCAUAACUUAUCCAAAGGGGCACUGUUUUCAGACAGCUUUUUGGAUUCUCUCUUGUGCGCAACCUACCAUAAUUACCAUGUGCUGGCUUUGCUUCAGACGCUGGUGACAGGUGGGACCAACCCAGACCUUGAAGAAUAUUUGGCAGAGGAGACUUCACUGAUUGGCCAUAAUACCAGUGUGAUUUCCUGGGGAUUUAGAAACAGAUGUAAACUGGCUCUUUUAACAUUAAUAAAUGAUCCACAGUUAAUAGAAGGGCUGCUGCUCUUCUUUGGUGAUGUGUUCACUAAAGCCCUUGAUAUGUAUGGAAUUCUUUGCUUCGGUAUCUAUCGCCUGAAACCUAACCCCAAUCCAUAUGAAAUCAGGAAAGUAUAGUUUGUGAUUGCUCGGCCACCCACUAAUUUUGAGGUCCUCACUUCUGAUCAACUCUUUUGCCUUGUUCCAUAUAACAUUUUAUUCAAAGACCUAACAAAUGUAGUGAAGUCUAUUCCAUCAAGACGUCAAAAGUUUAGCGGUCAGAAGAAAGAAAAUGACACUUCCUUUACAAAUAAAGUCUUCUUUCUUUAA
Messenger RNA from Ahaetulla prasina, 3336 nucleotides. RefSeq names its product potassium calcium-activated channel subfamily U member 1 (gene KCNU1). The record is from RefSeq and is a predicted model, not a curated record. Gene Ontology annotation, biological process: reproductive process; potassium ion transport; transmembrane transport. The transcript has 28 exons. Lineage: Eukaryota; Metazoa; Chordata; Lepidosauria; Squamata; Colubridae. Gene Ontology annotation, molecular function: monoatomic ion channel activity. Gene Ontology annotation, cellular component: membrane.